Messenger RNA from Blepharisma stoltei, 312 nucleotides. The record is from the annotation of a GenBank genome assembly. NCBI's taxonomy places the organism in Eukaryota, Ciliophora, Heterotrichea, Heterotrichida, Blepharismidae.
AUGCUCCUAAGUCGAUAUUUUUUUGAUCUGGGCCCUGCGGGGAUUAAUAUUAUCGACAACAUAAUUAUUUAUUUUGCUAUUCUUCUUAUGGCAGUGCAAACAGUCGGACCUCUAAUAAAUUCUAUAAAAGAAGUUUAUUCUGUUUCCAAAAGAAGCAUGAAUAAAGAAAUUUAUCCAGAAGAAAAGAUAAAUAAAAAUGAGAAAAGGAUUUAUAUAAAUACCUGAACAGUGCCUUCGGAAGGACCUUGCCAACCAAAAUGUAAAAGCAAAAGUAUAAAUUAUAAAGAAAAUCUGAUUUUAAAAAAAUUAUAA